This is a messenger RNA of Lymnaea stagnalis (great pond snail), 894 nucleotides long. Lineage: Eukaryota; Metazoa; Mollusca; Gastropoda; Lymnaeidae. The record is from the annotation of a GenBank genome assembly.
AGCUAUCUAUGUUGGCAGUGCAAGCAAAACAAUGAAAGAAUUGGACGCUCAGUGAAUAUGGAUGAAGAAGAAAGAAUGGUAGUUUUUGGCAACCAGAUGGCACACCUGCAGACUGUAGAGGAAGAGAGGAGGCUCUACAAUGACAUGGUUCAAAAGUCUAAAACAGCUGCAGCUUUGGCUGGCAUUACAGAACUUGGCCGUAAUUUUCCCAACUCAUUGGACGCCACAAUACACUUCAGUUUUGACUACGCACAGCAAGUACAUUUACCCAGCACCCCUUUGCAACCUGGUCCCAUCUAUUUUUUAGUGCCAAGAAAAGUAGGCAUUUUUGGCAUUUGCGCAGAAGCCAUACCCCAACAAAUGAACUACCUUAUUGACGAAGGCAUGACAAGCGGCAAGGGGUCAAACAUGGUCAUCUCUUUGUUGCACCAUGUUCUCGAAAACUUUGGUUUCGGAGAAAAAAGGAUAGAACUUCACUGCGAUAAUUGUAGUGGUCAGAACAAAAAUAGAUUUGUCCUUUUUUAUUUAGCUUGGAGAACUAUUAAAGGUCUCCAUGACCAAGUAUCUGUGAAUUUCAUGCCUGCCGGUCACACUAAAUUUGCUCCGGAUUGGUGUUUUGGUCUGCUGAAACGCAGAUUUAGGAUAUCAGAGGUUCACUGUCUUCGGGAUCUUGUGCGCACGGUCAACACCAGUACCCUGAAAGGGAUCAAUCGUGCACAGUUAGUGGGGACAGAGUCUGGGGAGAUUCUUGUGCCAGUUUAUGAUUGGCAGCAAUUUUUUAAUGGCCACUUUCGACCUCUCAAGGGUAUUAAAAGCAAUCAGCACUUUUGUUAUAGAGCACAGUCACCUGGCAUUGUCUUCUAUAAACAGAACCUGAACAACAGUUUGCCAUAA